CAUCUGCAGUUCCUUCUUACACAUUUCGUCCCACCCCCGCUGCCAUGUCCGGCCAGUCCGUCUCCUUCCUCUUUCCCUCGGAGAGUCGGCUUGUUGCCGGAAGCGUUGUGGGACUGGCAGCCAUGGCCUGCCUGCUGGAGCUGGAGGAGAAGUUAAGCUGCCCCAUCUGCAUGGAGCUCUUCACUGAGCCGGCCACCAUGCCGUGCGGCCACAGCUUCUGCCUGGGCUGUCUGCAGGACUAUCUGGGGCGGCAGCGGCAGCCCGACUGCCCGAGCUGCAGGACGGCCUUCGAGCCGCAGCUCCAGCCGCUCGCCAAGAACCUGGUGCUGGACGAGAUGGUGAAGAUGGUGAAGAUGGUGAAGCUGAGCGGUGGAAGCAGCCCCCUACGGGCCUCCACUGAGCUAGGGGCUUGCCCGGCCCACUCCAAGCCGCUUGACCUGUAUUGUAGGCGGGACCGCUGCUGCAUCUGCUCCGCCUGCGCCGUUAAGGACCACCGGGAGCACCCGGUGGUCACUGUGGAGGACGAGUGGGCGCAGCGGGAGAAGGAACUUGUGGUAAAACACGAGGAGAUUGAGCGCCAGGAAAAGAAGACAGAAAAGCUGAUUGAUGCACUCAGACAGCAAAGUAAAUCUAUUAAGGACUCAGCCUCCCGAGCACAAACGAGCUACAUCAACAAGUUUGACGUGUUGGCAAAAGAGCUGGAAGAAGUAAAGGCCAAAGUGAUUGAGUACAUAGUGACCAAGGAACGCGGCUCAUUGGAACUAGUUGACUGCACCAUGGAGAAUCUGGAAGAGAGGUGCGCUGAGUUAAGAGAGGUCAGGCUGAAGCUGGAGACCACGCUGAAAACCAAUGACCCAUUACAGAUGUUACAGUUCCCUCAAGAGAUUCAGGUACUGAAAAAGAGUCCCCCAGACAUGGUGUGGCCUGUCCCAGGGCUGGGAGUAGAGGACAAGCUAGAGGCAGUGAAACAAGGUUUAGAGGAGAUCUCCUUACUUAUCUACAAGGGCCUCCAGGGCUGCUUCAGGCAAGCUCCUGAAUCAAAGGAAUUCUCAGAAUCCUCUGGGAACAUCCGUAGUAUUUCAGUGAAUCCUGAGCCUCGGGCACUCCCAUCAUCUUCACACAUCAGGGAGCCAUUCAUACUGAAUUACCGUCAGCUGAGCUUCAAUCCCAACACUGCUCACCGAUACCUCACUCUGUCCAAGGACGGCUGCAGGGUGUCCCACAGAGGGGCCCAGAAGUAUCCGAUUCGGGCAGAGCGGUUUGAAAGGGAGUGGCAGGUGCUGUGCUGUGAGAGCCUUGAUGCAGGCCAACACUACUGGGAGAUGCAGAUCAGCAGCCAGUGGGCCUACCUGGGAGUCACGUACAGCACGAUUGAUAGGUGUGGCACCUCCUCGCUGAUCGGCAGAAACAAUGUCUCCUGGUCACUGCAAGUCUUCAGCAUGAGCUGCUCCGCCUGGCACGCAGACAAGGAAGUGAAGCUGCCUCCAACAAAGUACCAACGUUUCGGGCUGCACCUGGACUAUACUGCAGGGACCCUGGACUUCUACGGCAUCGGUGACACCAUGACCCUGAUCCACACCUUUCACUCCGUCUUCACCCAACCCCUCUACCCUGCUGUCUGGGUGGGCGAGAACGUUGUUGCCUCACUUUGCCAGCCUCAGUGAGGGCGACAGCAGGAAGAUGUUUCCUAACAUCUCCAGUAGGGAAAUCGGAGCAGGAGUAU
Amblyraja radiata (thorny skate) is the source of this 1723-nucleotide messenger RNA. Its product is annotated as tripartite motif-containing protein 65-like. The coding region runs from base 45 to 1664 and encodes 539 amino acids. Gene Ontology annotation, molecular function: protein binding; zinc ion binding. The record is from RefSeq and is a predicted model, not a curated record. The transcript is spliced from 6 exons. NCBI's taxonomy places the organism in Eukaryota, Metazoa, Chordata, Chondrichthyes, Rajiformes, Rajidae.